AUGACCAAUAUUCCUUUGGAGGAAGAGAUUAAAGUUGCUUUAGAUUCAAUUGAUGAGCAGAAGGCUACUGGGCCUGAUGAGUUCACAUCCACCUUCUAUAAAGCCACUUGGGCUAAGACCACCCAAGAAUAUCAUACAAGCUGUUCAAUACAAGCUGUUCAAAAUUUCUUCAUUGGGGUGGACCCUCCUAGAGAAAAUUCUAUUUCCCACUCAACCAUCAAUGAAACACUGCCUGACAAGGAAAGGGAAUUUACUAAUAGUCUAUCCCUUACUUAUAUUCCUGAUGAAAAUGAAAUUUGGGCAGCUCUAAAAUCCAUUGACAGCACCAAGGUGGCUGGUCCUGAUGGAUUCUCUGCUGAUUUCUACAAAAAGGCCUGGCAUAUUGUGAAGGGUGAAAUUAUUGCCACAGUUCAAAGUUUUUUCUGGGGGGCUGACCUCCCCAAAUACUUCUCCUCUUCUACCAUCACACUGAGAUUACAACCCCACCUAAACAAGCUCAUUUGCAAGAAUCAGUCUGCUUUCAUCAGGGAUAUAAGCAUUGUUGAUAAUGUGCUCUUGGCCCAAGAAUUGGUCCUGAUUGCUAGAGGUUCCUCAACCUCCUUUGUCUCUCUCAUCAACAGAUGGCUGUCCAAUAAUUUCCAUUCAAUCUUCAUCAAUGGAUCCUCUAAUGGGUUUUUUGGUGCUUCUAGAGGUAUAAAACAAGGUGACCCCCUCUCCCCUACUAUCUUUAUCUUAGCUUUUGACUACUUAUCCAGAAGUUUGAAUGAGUUGGCAUCCAGGAAACCCCAUUCUCUUUAUAGUCACAGAUCUUCCACAUUAAUUAAUCAUCUGGCCUUUGCUGAUGACAUCAUAAUCUUUACAAAAGCUUCCAAAGUUGCAGUCAAACUAUUAAUGCAGAAUCUGGAGACCUUUCAGGAUGUUUCUGGAACAAAAUUUAAUAAACAGAAGUGCAUUUCCAUUUUCAGUAAGUAG
This is a messenger RNA of Phalaenopsis equestris, 972 nucleotides long. RefSeq lists its product as uncharacterized. Bases 1 to 972 code for a protein of 323 amino acids. Lineage: Eukaryota; Viridiplantae; Streptophyta; Magnoliopsida; Asparagales; Orchidaceae. The record is from RefSeq and is a predicted model, not a curated record. The transcript has 4 exons.